AUGGCCGCUCCCGACUACUUUGCGCGCAAGCCGUCGUACAAUCGCUCUCGCUCAGGCCUGGGUGCUCCUGGAGCCACUACCCCAGCUUCACCGCACACUCCACUGUUGACCCGCUCCCUCUCGAGCCAACUCACCUCGCCUGGUGCUUCUUAUCGUGCUGAGGAAGACACUCUGGUCUACGAACUUGGCUCUCGAUCAUUUCGUGCUGGAUUCGCUGGCGACUCCGCUCCGAGAUGCAUCAUCCCUUUUGGCCCUGACCAACUAAGGCGCCUCAACGACUUUACCACCACAUCCACCACACAGCGCUCUGAGAAUGAUUGGGCAAAAGAUUGGGAACUAUGGGAUUUGGAUAUUCGGGAUAUGAAUCUCGGUCUGAUCGAGGACAAGAUCGAACGUGCUAUCCGAAAUGCCCACACCAAUUACCUCAUGCUGGAUCAACGGCCUCGGAAGGUCUUUCUUGUCCUUCCCUCAGCCUUGCCUCAUCCGCUCGUUUCUCUCACUCUGAAUGUCGUCUUCAAUGCCUUUCAACCUGCCACUGUUCAAUUAUGGACACCGCCUCUACUGUGUGCUGUCUCGGCCGGUUUGCGCUCUGCCUUGAUCGUUGAUAUCGGAUGGCACGAAACCACGAUUACCGCUCUCUAUGAGUAUCGCGAGGUCCUCCACAGAAGGUCAUCUCGCGCAGGUAAACUGCUUACUCGAAACAUGGCCGACACUCUCCGCAAGCGCAUUCCUACUUCGGAUCCUCUCUCUUUUGAUACUGCUGAAGAUGUGGUAACGCGUAUGGCAUGGUGUCGCAGCUCACACGAUCAGCAAUUUGGUAACAAUGUGGCUCUUCCCCUUGGCGCCUCAUCAGCGCAAGUCCCAUUCGAUCGUCUGGCGGACCCAGCUGAGGAAACCUUCUUCUCAACACCUGUUCCACUCGAGCAGAUCGACGAUCAUGAUCUUCCGAUACAUCUUCUGGCAUACAAGUGCUUGCUAUCGCUUCCACUAGACGUCCGGGCUAUCUGUGUGUCGCGCAUCCUCAUUACUGGUGGUGUGAGCGAGAUACCGGGCUUGAAAUCUCGUCUAUUACGAGAAAUUGAAAACAUAGUCAACGCUAAAGGGUGGGACCCGGUCAUGAACUAUGGCUCUGCUACAGAGAAGAGACAAAAAUCAGCACAGCAGCAGACAAUGACGCUACCAACGAGAACCAAGCAACCUGAUGCCAAUGGCGAAGUCGCGGCUCCUGCCGAUGAACAGCCCCUAGCUCGCAAUGCGCCGCAAGAACGCGAUGAGGUCGCCGAAAAGCUACAGCGUGAAGUGCAGAAGCGCGGCGUCACAAUACAAGGCGAGGUGCGAGGAGUUCAGACAUUGGGUGCUUGGGCAGGAGCUUCGCUGGUUGCUAGUCUCAAGGUGGAUGCUGCGUUCGAAGUGAAGAGGGACGACUUUUUCAAGAACGGUCUCGGUUCGUUGGGUCACGCUUUCUAG
Molecule: messenger RNA, 1467 nt
Organism: Aureobasidium melanogenum CBS 110374
Lineage: Eukaryota; Fungi; Ascomycota; Dothideomycetes; Dothideales; Saccotheciaceae
Product: fungal-specific actin related protein
Exons: 1
Coding region: 1-1467 (488 amino acids)
Biological process (GO): microtubule-based movement
Source: RefSeq, a predicted model, not a curated record